Messenger RNA from Phlebotomus papatasi, 7060 nucleotides. RefSeq names its product neuroglian. The record is from RefSeq and is a predicted model, not a curated record. Gene Ontology annotation, biological process: axon guidance; cell-cell adhesion. The coding region runs from base 563 to 4306 and encodes 1247 amino acids. Lineage: Eukaryota; Metazoa; Arthropoda; Insecta; Diptera; Psychodidae. The transcript has 11 exons. Gene Ontology annotation, cellular component: axon; plasma membrane. Gene Ontology annotation, molecular function: protein binding.
UUGCUGUCAAUCUUUAAAGUGGUUCGAAAGCGAAGAUGGCUGCGACACACCGCGCCCAACAUUUUUCUCAAUAAUUUUCACUAAAAUUCACGGGUGGCAAUCCUCAAAUAAGGACUGUGUUGUGAAAUAUCAGUGCAUCCGGUGAUACACCACACAAAUCAUCCAUAGUGCAAUGUGCAAGUGCUGAAAGUGCAGAGAAAAGAGUGACUUUCUGCCUCGAAAAUCCACCUUCCUUCGGAGUCACCUUUUUUUUUCUUCGCUGAAGGAUUUCCUGAGCAGGAAUUAGGAGAAAUCAUCAAAUUCAAAAAGAAAAACAACCUUCGAAAGUGUAAUAAUAUAAGUGCUGCCAUUGAAAAGUGUUGUAAUUUAGACGAGAUAGUGAAGUGUUAUAGAGAAGAAAAUAGCGAGAAAGUCAACGAUAUUAAUUAGAAUUGCGAUAUUAGUGUUAAGGUGAUCUGUUUGUUUUUACUUUGUCCAUUGAAGGAAAAUUUCUCUUGUGAAAAAAGAAGAGAAAGAGUGAAAAUUGAUAAAAAAGAGGAAGACGCAAUAAAAUCUCAUCAAAAUGUGGCGACAGAGUUUCUAUCUUGUCGCUGCAUUAUUCCUCACAGCAAAUGCACUCAUUCAUUCACCGCCGAGAAUAAUUAAGGAACCACCUACAGAUGAGCUACUAUUUCAGGUGGCACUGCAGACAAAUGAAAAUGAUAAGCCAUUUAUCAUUGAAUGCGAAGCUGAAGGGGAACCAGCCCCAAGGUAUCGAUGGAUAAAGAACGGCAAGAGAUUUGAUUGGCAGGCUUACGAUGACAGAAUGUCUCAGCAACCUGGACGUGGAACUCUGGUCAUUACGAGUCCACGUGAUGAAGAUCUUGGGCAAUAUCAGUGCUUUGCUGAAAAUGAGCACGGUAUUGCAACGUCAAAUUCGGUGUUUGUGCGAAAGGCUGAAUUGAACUCCUUCAAGGAUGAUACACCGAAAGUGCUGACGGCCAAUGAGGGUCAACCGUUCAAGUUGCAGUGUCAACCACCCGAUGGUUGGCCCAAGCCCAAUGUCUACUGGUUGAUUCAGAAUUCCGAUGGGGGUAUUUUGAGUAUCAACAAUUCACGCAUGACACUCGAUCCGGAGGGAAAUUUGUGGUUUUCCAAUGUCACGCGGUAUGAUGCAUCAGAAGACUUUUACUAUGCCUGUGCUGCCACAUCGGUCUUCCGGAAUGAAUACAAAUUGGGCAAUCGAGUGUUGCUGGAGGUGCUGCAGACGGGCAUCUCACCCACACAGAAUCGUCAUGAGCCUAAGCAACAGUACGUGACGAGGAAGAAUGAGGUGGCAUUGAGGGGUAAGAGAGUUGAAUUGUACUGUAUCUAUGGUGGUACACCAUUACCUCAGACUGUAUGGACAAAGAAUGGACAGGCGAUUUUCUGGAGUGAUAGAGUAUCCCAGGGUAAUUAUGGGAAAUCAUUGGUGAUCAAACAUGCGACAUUUGAAGAUGCCGGAAGUUACACAUGUGAAGCAUCCAAUGGUGUUGGCAAUGCUCAAUCAUAUUCUAUUAAUCUGCAAGUUCUGGCAACGCCAUAUUUCACCAAGGAACCCGAUAUUCAGAAUGCAGCUGAAGGGGAAACGGUAACGUUCAACUGUGAGGCAUCUGGAUCACCUGAACCAGUGAUAAAGUGGAUUCACAAUGGAAAACCAAUUCAAGAUUCGCCAAUCAAUGAACGUCGAACAGUUACUACGAAUAGUAUUACCAUUCACAAUAUCCUGAAGAAAGAUACGGGUAAUUAUGGUUGUAACGCAACAAAUUCCCUGGGAUAUGUCUACAAGGAUUUCUACCUCAAUGUCUUGGCCUUACCGCCGGAAAUUGUGGAGCCACCGCGUCAGGAAGCUACAGUAGAUCGUAGAACAGUAACAUUGGUGUGCAGAGUCUUUGGAGCACCUAAACCCGAAGUCAAGUGGAUCCGUAAUGGUCUAGAAUUGACUGGUGGACGGUAUAAGACUCUUGAGAAUGGUGACUUGGAAAUUCAUGAUGUUGCAUUUGCCGAUGCUGGUGACUACACUUGCUAUGCUGUAAAUAAAUUUGGUAGCAAAGAUGCCAAUGGAACGUUAAUUGUGAAGGAACAUACGAGAAUUACAGAUGAUCCGCAAGAUUAUGAAGUAACUGCUGGAACUCCGGCCACAUUCAGAUGCAAUGCCGUUGCAGAUUCAUCAUUGGAUUUGAGCAUUGAAUGGCUCAAAGAUGGUGAAAUUAUUGAUUUUGACAGUGAACCACGUUUUGUCAAGACCAAUGAUAAUUCUCUGACCAUCUCCAAGACAACUGAAUUGGAUUCGGGUAUUUAUAUUUGUGUGGCAAAGACAGAAUUGGAUGAGGCAAGGGCUCAGGCAACGCUCACAGUGCAAGAUGUGCCCAAUCCACCAUUACUGCUCAAUGUAAAGUGCAAUGCACAAGAUGCAACUGUUUCAUGGACACCACAGGGAGACAAUCGUUCGCCCAUUCUACACUAUACCAUCCAGUACAAUACAUCCUUCACGCCGGAUACGUGGGAAGUGGCAGCAUCAUCAGUUCCAGCGACAGAUUUCACUUAUUCAGUCUUCAUGAGUCCUUGGGCCAAUUACACUUUCCGUGUGAUUGCUUUCAACAAAGUAGGACCGUCCACGCCGUCUGGACACAGUGAAGUCUGCACUACGCAGCCCAAUGUACCCUUUAAGAAUCCAGAUAAUGUUGAGGGAAAAGGAAGCGAACCCAAUAACCUGAUCAUCAAAUGGACGCCAAUGCCCGAAAUUGAGCACAAUGCACCCCUCUUCCAAUACCGUGUCUACUGGAAUCAGGAUAUUCCUGGUGCACAAACAAAUACUGAGACAAUAGGAAAUUGGCGACAAUCAGAAUUGGUUGUGCGGGAUCAGCCAACUUUCCAGCGCUAUAAGAUUCGCGUAGUUGCGGUGAAUCGAAUGGGAGAGGCAAAUGUAAUUGCCAAUCCUGUAAUUGGUUAUUCUGGAGAAGAUCGUCCAUUGGAAGCUCCGAAGAAUUUUACAGUUUUGCAAGUGACUGACAGUACAAAGGCUCUAAUGAGCUGGAGUCCUGUUUCGGAGGAUUCUGUUCGGGGUCACUUUAAGGGGUAUAAAAUUCAAGUGUGGACACAGGGAGAGGGCGAGGAUAAUCGUAGGGAGAUUCAUGUGAAGAGUGACUCGAAUAGGGCUCUUGUGGACAAAUGCACACCAAAUGCUCUGAAUUAUGCAAAGGUUCUUGUCUACAACAGUCGAUACAAUGGUCCUCCAAGUGAGACUGUGUCCUUUACAACACCUGAGGGUGUUCCCAGUUCUGUCCAAUCCUUGGAUGCCUAUCCAUUGGGUUCAUCGGCCUUCCUGCUGGUCUGGAAGAAGCCACUGCAUCCAAAUGGUGAGCUUCAAGGGUACAAGAUCUACUUCGAAGAGGUCAAAGGCACCUAUUUGGGGCCUAAGAUGGAACGAGAGCCACAUAUCAAUGAUCCCAGGGUAACACGUGCCAAAUUGGCAGGAUUGAAACCAGACACAAAAUAUCGGCUGCACAUUACAGCAACAACAAGGGCAGGAGAAGGUGAAGGUUUGUACAUUGAGCAGAAAACUGCUUCGGGUCUUACUGUUCCGCCCGAUGUGCCCCAAUUUGGCUGGGAUCGUCUGCCAAGUGACAAUGGCCUGGCCAAUAUUAAAGUGACUUGGUAUCCGAAUCUCGAUGGGAAGCCCGGAUCGCACUUCUUUGCCAAGUACCGCAUCAAGGGAGAGAGUCAGUGGCAGACAACUGAUCCACAACUUGAUGAGGAUACCCUCAUUGUACGUGGCCUUCAGCCAGAGACCAACUACGAUUUCCGUGUUGUGGCUGUCGAUGGGGACUAUCUCACUGAGAGUGGUUCUCAGGAAGUUGACACCUUUGGCAUUGAGGGUCCAAUUAAGGUGCCAAAUGAGAAUGUGGCAACAGCAGGAUGGUUCAUUGGCAUGAUGCUUGCCAUUGCAUUCCUUUUGCUGCUUCUCAUUGUCAUCUGCAUCAUCAAGAGAAAUCGCGGCGGCAAGUAUGAUGUGCACGAUCGCGAGAUGGCCAAUGGAAGACGUGAUUAUCCUGAAGAGGGUGGCUUCCAUGAAUAUUCGCAGCCCUUGGACAAUAAGAGCCAAGGUAGACAAUCAUUGAGUUCCAAUCAGACAAAGCCCGGACCCGAAAGUGACACAGAUUCAAUGGCAGAGUACGGGGAGGGAGAUACAGAGGGAAUGAAUGAAGACGGUUCCUUCAUUGGUCAAUAUGGACGAAAAGGACGAAAUCCUGAGACGAAUUCACAAGCUUUUGCCACGCUUGUGUAGAAAUUUAAAAAAAAAAAGAAGAGAAAAUCAAAAAAAAAUUGGCGAAUAAAACAAAAAUGAUACAAAAUCAAAAGAAAAUUUAAGAAGGGAAUCUCCAUCUGAUGAAAAUCAACAAGGAUGCGAAUAUUAGUUUUUAGCCCAUUUAUGCCUUAAGUUUUUUAUUUUCAACAUAGAAAACUUUUAAGUUAAUUUUGAGCAGGACAAUUCACAGAGGAUGGAUCUUUCAUUGGUCAAUAUGUUCCUGGUAAAUUGCAACCACCAGUUAGUCCACAACCAAUUCCACACAAUCCACCACCAACUCAAGGAGGAAAUGUAGCAACGUACGUGUAAGAAUUUUUAAUUUUGUUUUGACUAGUUAAACCAACAAAUUCUUAAUUACGACAAAGAAAAUAAUAAUUAUUUUUUUUGUGAGAAUGAAAGAAGGAAGUUUUGACAAAAGAAGACAGAAAAUAGAAAUAUUGUUAUUUGCUUUUUGAAUUUAUUUUAAAACUUGAAAAAAAAACAUACUUUUCAUGGAUUUUUAUUUACAGUCUUUCCUUCUCACAAGAAGAUUAUUUGUAUCGAUUACGAGUAAUUGAUGUAUUUAUUCUUGCUAUUAAUUAAAAUAUUAAAAAAAAAUAAUAAAAUAAAAUAAAAAUUGAAACUGAUAAGUGACGCUAAGAACAAAGAAAUUGCACUUAAAGUGCAAUAAAAAUCUUUUAAUAAUAAUUUAUUUAAGCCACAUUUAUUGCUAAUUCAUUGAUAAUGAAUUUUAUUGAACGCAGCGAUCAAUUUUGCAAUUUUUUUUCUAAAAUAUUUUUCUGCUUUUUAUUUGGAGCAAAAAACAAGUUAGAAUAAAUCAAUCAAAUGCAUUUUGUUUGUGGCUCUAAUUAAAGAAAAAAAACUUACUGCAGAUACAAAAAACAUGGAACAUGAAUCGAAAAAAAAAAGUGAAGUAUAAUUCUUAUUGCUAAUAUAUUUUUUAAAAAAAUAUUUAGUAGAAAAAAAUGCGUACAUAAACGUCAUCACAAGAUGUAUAAAAUGAAAUCUAAAAAAAAUGAAACUAUUUCUAGAAAAAUAAUUACGGGAAGUAUAUAAGAAAGUGUUCUCUGCCUCUGUGGAUGUUGAAAAGAAAAAAAAAGAAUUAAAAGAAAUAAAACUUUGUAUAUUUGAAUACUCUAGGAAAAAAAAAGAUGAAGUUAAAAGGUGAAACUCUAUUGGAAGAUCUUUUAUUAACUUUAAAUGACACGUGACAAUUUUUUUUAGUUUUUUUUUCGAAAGAAAAAAAAGAAGGAAAACGUCUUUCAUGCAGCUUUAGUUGUGAAUUUUAUCAUUUUACAGAAUAUAAUGCUUAAGAAAUCACAUUAAAAAAAAGAGAGAUAAGGAAUUUUUAAAUAUAAGAUGUAAAAUCAUUUUUCUAUCCUAUUCUAUUCUCACAAGUGCACAAAAUAUUUUUUUUUGAUUAUUUGACAAACAAGCGACAAAUUUCGAAUGUAGAGAGAAUUUACAGUCUCUAUUUUUUCUUAUUUGAUCAAGAGGUUAACUAGAAAUUUGAGGUUAGAUUGAACCUAACCUUAAAAUGAAACUGGCAUGCAAGAUAAUUUAAGGAGCAAAAACUCCGAAACUUCAUGUCAUUUGUCAUAAAUUUUCUGACGUUUUUUUUUUUAUUUCCGAAAAAAUUCUUCAAAUUCUAACGUAGAAAAAUUUAGGUUAACCGUAAUCUAACCUUACAUUUCCUAGAAAACUCUUGGUUAAAAAAAAGAAAAUGAGAGGCGCUUUGACACAAAUUUUUGUGCGUCUCUGUUGUAAUAUAUUACUUGAAGUAAUUGAGCAAUUAUUUUUCUUUAAUUCUUAUGAAAAAAAAUCACAUGCAAUUAGAUGAUAAUUUUGUUGAACUAAUUUAAAUAGAAAUAUCUUUAUUUUUUAUUUUAAAAAUUUUAUAUAUUUGAAAAAAGAAAGAAAGAUAGAAAGAAAUGGUCCAGUUUUAUUUUCUUUGUCCUCAGUAGUUUUUUUUUCUACAGAAAAAAAAGGCAAAACAAAAAUGUACAUUUUAAUGUGGUGGAAAAUGAAUUCGUGCAGCUAUUUUUUUUUAUUAUUUUCAAAUGACUGUAAUUAUUAUUUUUUCUUUUAGGUUAUAGAUAAAUGUUUAACUUGCGUAAGAUAUUACAAAAAGAAAAAAAAAACAUUGAAGUGUUCAACCCUCAUCAUUUUUUCUUUUCAUUUCAUUUUUGAUCUCUUUGUUCUUCUGUAAUAUUUUCCCCAUUUCCAGUGUUAAUAAUGUGAAAAUAAAAUAUUUCAAAAAAAAGCGAUAUUCUCUGUAAAAUAAGGAAAAUAUUAAAAAUAAUAUGUGAAAAUUAUAUUGAUGAACAAACCCUUUGAACGGCAGCUAAAAGAAAUUCAAAUUUAACAUGUGAGAAAAAAGAUGUUACAGCACAAUUUUUGUCUUUUUUCUCUCAGAAACAAAAAUGUAUUUUUCAAACAAACAAAAAAUAUAUUUUUUAAGUCACUGACAAAUUUAUUUUCCGCCAUAUAUUAUUUUGAGACCUCUUUUUAGAUAUUUAAGUUUAUUGUCUUUCUGUAGCUUAUUUUUUUUUAAUGACAAAUACUUCACGUCCUUUAGUCUAUUAUUAUUUUUUUUUAUACACAAUCACAAUGAGAAAUCUCACAAAAAUCACACUCGAAAUUUUCUUACACACUUUUUUUUUAUUUUUUAAGAAUGAAUAAGUUGAAUACGAUGACGAAGAAAAAAUGAAAAAUAAACUUUUAUUUUACUUA